Aspergillus bombycis is the source of this 843-nucleotide messenger RNA. Its product is annotated as proteasome regulatory particle base subunit RPN10. The coding region runs from base 1 to 843 and encodes 280 amino acids. The record is from RefSeq and is a predicted model, not a curated record. Lineage: Eukaryota; Fungi; Ascomycota; Eurotiomycetes; Eurotiales; Aspergillaceae. The transcript has 4 exons. Gene Ontology annotation, cellular component: proteasome regulatory particle, base subcomplex; nucleus; cytosol. Gene Ontology annotation, molecular function: polyubiquitin modification-dependent protein binding. Gene Ontology annotation, biological process: proteasome-mediated ubiquitin-dependent protein catabolic process.
AUGUCGCUCGAAGCAACCAUGAUCAUCGUGGAUAAUAGCGAAAGCAGUAGGAAUGGGGACUAUACCUCGACAAGAUGGCAAGCACAGAUCGACGCCGUCAGCGUCAUUCACACCGCCAAGAUGCGCGUACAUCCCCAGUCAGCCGUCGGACUUAUGAGCAUGGGUGGAAAGGGUCCUGAGGUUCUGUCGACGUUCACCUCCGACUUUGGCGCUAUCCUGGCCGGUCUGCACCGCACUAAGAUCCAUGGCACUACCCACCUGAGCUCCAGUAUACAAGUGGCCGGUCUCGCUUUGAAACAUCGUUCCGAGAAGUCCCAACACCAACGCAUUAUCGUGUUCUCGUGCUCUCCUAUCGAAGAAGAUGAGAAGUCAUUGGUUAAGCUGGCUAAGAAGAUGAAGAAAGUCAAUGUAUCUAUCGAUGUCAUCGCCUUCGGAGACCUCGAGUCCGAUCAAACUAAGAAGCUGGAGGCGUUCGUCGAGAACGUCAAGGGUGGCGACGGCUCACACCUGGCCAUCAUCCCUCCUGGUCCGAACCUGUUGAGUGAGGAGCUUCAAAUGACGCCCAUUCUGGGCGGCGAUGGUGCUGGAGCAGGCGACGCAGGUGCAGGUGGUGAAACCGGUGAUUUUGGAUUCGAAGAUGCGGCUGAGAAUGAUCCCGAAUUGGCGUUCGCCCUACGCUUAUCCCUGGAGGAAGAGAAGAAUCGACAAGAAAAGGAAAAGCGGGAGCGAGAGGAGCAAGAACAGAAAGCCAACCUGGAUAACAUUCCGGAGGAAGGACAAUCGGGUGAAUCGAGCGGGAGCAAAGAUAAGAAGGAGGACGGUGACAAGAUGGACACCGCGUAG